Phytophthora infestans T30-4 is the source of this 327-nucleotide messenger RNA. RefSeq lists its product as uncharacterized. Gene Ontology annotation, cellular component: TORC2 complex; TORC1 complex; nucleus. Gene Ontology annotation, biological process: negative regulation of macroautophagy; TOR signaling. Gene Ontology annotation, molecular function: protein serine/threonine kinase activity. The transcript has 2 exons. The record is from RefSeq and is a predicted model, not a curated record. Lineage: Eukaryota; Oomycota; Peronosporomycetes; Peronosporales; Peronosporaceae. Bases 1 to 327 code for a protein of 108 amino acids.
AUGGCUAUGGUCGAGGGUUUCCAGGAGGCGUCAGUUGACACGUGGCUGGAUGUGAUCCCGCAGCUUAUUGCGCGUAUCGAUACGCCGAACCCGAAGACCAGCGAACUGCUGCAUGACCUACUCUCUCGAAUUGGACAAGCCCAUCCUCAGGCUUUGAUUUAUCCCAUUACGGAAUCCUUGCUGCUGUACGUCGACAUAGCUCCCAGCUCGUGUACGAAGCUGACAUGGUGUCGCGUGAGCUCAUUCGCGUGGCUAUUCUGUGGAACGAACUGUGGCAUGGCGCUCUCGAGGAAGCGUCGAAGCAUUUCUUCAACAAUCGUGAUGUGA